Messenger RNA from Echinococcus granulosus, 321 nucleotides. Its product is annotated as Enhancer of yellow 2 transcription factor. Gene Ontology annotation, biological process: regulation of transcription by RNA polymerase II; poly(A)+ mRNA export from nucleus; positive regulation of DNA-templated transcription. The coding region runs from base 1 to 321 and encodes 106 amino acids. The record is from RefSeq and is a predicted model, not a curated record. The transcript has 3 exons. Lineage: Eukaryota; Metazoa; Platyhelminthes; Cestoda; Cyclophyllidea; Taeniidae. Gene Ontology annotation, cellular component: nuclear pore; SAGA complex; DUBm complex. Gene Ontology annotation, molecular function: transcription coactivator activity; chromatin binding.
AUGACUGCUAUGCAGGAGGACUGUGCUAAGCUUAGAACGUACAUUAAUGAGCAACUUAUGCUUACGGGAGAACGAGAAAGACUUAAAGACUUACUCAGGACAAGGCUAUUAGAAUGCGGAUGGAGGGAUGAGCUUAAGUCCUAUUGCAAAGAAGUGAUUGCAAAGAAAGGUAUUUCCUGCGUUACCGUGAACGAUCUGGUGACCGAACUAACUCCUGUUGCCCGUCGGCUUGUUCCAGAUUCUGUUAAACAGGAGCUUGUCGAUGCCAUUCGCAAGUUUUUGCCCAAGGAUAGAGAGGACAAUGAUGACAAAUACGAAUGA